Molecule: messenger RNA, 1536 nt
Organism: Cryptomeria japonica (Japanese cedar)
Lineage: Eukaryota; Viridiplantae; Streptophyta; Pinopsida; Cupressales; Cupressaceae
Exons: 3
Coding region: 322-888 (188 amino acids)
Source: RefSeq, a predicted model, not a curated record
GAGACGAAGGAUCAUCCUCCUAACGCAUGUGGCCCUUGUCAUUCGGUCGUUAUUCGCUCGAUUGUAUAUCAAUCAAAGACAGCAGGGAGGAGGGUUUAAUAAACCAAACAACCAGGCCGUAGAUGACCAAUGAAAAACCACUAUUUAAUAAUAGCGGUUUCUCCAUCUUAGGCAUGUUGAAUGCCAUGUAAGCUCUGCAUGUCUUCUUCUCCUCCUCAUCUGCCCUGCUCUCUAUGUAUUUAAAAUCUCCUGUGGGUUUUAGAGGCUUUCAAAAAAGGAAAAUCCCAACUGAGUAUUGAUUGCAUCGCUGCAUUGAGUGACAUGGUAGAUUUGGGUGCAGGCCACAUGGCGAAUAGCAGCAUUUGGGUUGUGGGUAUGGUCAUGUUGGUGCUUGUUUUGGGGACUUUUGCAGAAGAAAAUGGAACAGUCUAUGAUGUGCUGAAGAACCAUGGAUUGCCUGUGGGGCUCUUGCCCAAGGGGGUUAAGAACUACACACUCCAUGAUGAUGGACAACUGGAGGUCUUCCUGGAGCAGCCUUGCUUUGCCAAGUUUGAGAACAGAGUCUACUUCAAGAAUGUGAUUAAGGGCAAUCUGAGCUAUGGACAACUGGCUGGAGUUGCAGGGCUGGAGCAACAGGAGCUGUUUUUGUGGUUUCCUGUGAAGGGCAUCCGGGUUGAUAUACCCAAUAGCGGAUUCAUCUAUUUUGAUGUUGGGGUUGUCUACAAACAGUUUGUUCUGUCACUUUUUGAAUCCCCUCCUGAUUGUACCCCUGUCACCAAAGAAGGUUCUGACAUGCAAAUCCAAAUGCCAUUUGAUCGAUUAUCUCAGACUCUUCCUCGUAAAUCUUUUGUAAAAGAGAGUGAUUUUCUCAGAAGAGCUGCCCAGUAGAGUAAGGUAACUGAAGAAAUGUGGAAGUGUUUCACCAAGAGAUUCAGUAAUACUUCUAAAAAUGGUAUAUUGAGAGUUUGUUGAUAAACUAUUCUUGUCAGAGAGGACUAGAAGAAAGAUUCUAGGAUGAGUAAACUUUCUUGUUUAUUUCAACAGAGUCUUCUGCUUUAACCUGUAAUAUAGUAUCAUUGCUUGGAUGCUAUUCCAGUAGUUGUUUAUAUUAAAGCUAUUAUGAAUAAGUUCUUCUAGCUUAGGUUAUUCCUUCAUAGUCUUAAGAUUUUGAGAUAGAAUAGGAUUGUUUCACGACUGAGUAAAAUCAAGCACACUGGAGAAUUUCUAUCUGAGCAUAGUUUUAGUCUGUCAAAACUACUCCAUGGUUUCUUGGUCUUGAUGGUUCAACUGAUUACACUUUCUAGUGCAUGAAUCUGUUGUGAGAAAAAAAACUGUGGAAGUAAACUGUUGAGAGGACCAGGUUCAGCAAUUGUUUCAAGUAUGCUUGAAAAGAACAGAGGUGAAACAUCCCAUGUUAUAUUUUGACCUAACUGUUGAUUCAUCCACCAUGAAUCUUGUAACCUAGAAUAUUUUGUUUGUACAUCAGGUUUGAAUUUGGUUUCUCGUAUUUCACAACAAACUGGUUUGUACAUCUCA